AUGGGCGAAGGAGGAUAUCAGCAGAUCAACAAAAGCUUGAAUGCUUGUGCAUUCGACGCCUAUCUGAGCGCUCAGCAGUCGCGUCUCCCAAAGUUACUCGACGUCGACCAACUUAGUCCGCGGGUUCUCCGUGUUCUUGGACAGAACGCCGGCAAGUUCACACUUCAAGGCACAAACACGUAUAUUGUCGGUACCGGACGGGAGCGGCUCAUCAUCGACACCGCGCAAGGGUACCGCGCCUGGGCGGACUUAAUUGAAGAAACAUUACAUGAGCGAUCUAUAGGGCUUUCUCAUGUAUUCCUGACGCACUGGCAUGGUGAUCACACCAAGGGCGUGCCGGACUUGCUCCGCAUGUACCCACACUUGGCUGAUAGUGUGUACAAGAAUUCUCCCGACUACAGCCAGCAGCCAAUUGAGGAUGGCCAAGUAUUUGCUGUCGAGGGGGCUACAAUCCGCGCAGUCCAUGCGCCAGGCCACUCGCAUGAUCAUAUGUGUUUUGUACUCGAGGAAGAGAAUGCCCUUUUCACGGGCGACAAUGUACUCGGACAUGGAACCAGUGCCGUGGAGCACUUGGGUGUGUACAUGGACGCGCUGCAAAAGAUGCAGGCGCAGGGCUGCACGGUGGGGUAUCCGGCACAUGGAGCCGUCAUUUCUGAUUUUCAGGGAAAGAUUGAGGCGGAAAUUGGACAGAAAACGCGCCGCGAGACGCAGUGUCUCGUCGCGCUGGGCCGGCUUCAUCGGGAGAAAGGGUCGGUUGGACAGGCGGGUAGCGUGACGGUAAAUGAACUGAUUGAUAAUAUUCAUGGUCACCAGCUAGACGAACAGGUACGGAAGAACGUUGUAGGCCCGUUCAUCGAUGAAGUCCUCUGCAAACUGGCCGAGGAUGGCAAAGUCGGAUUUUGCGUGCGCAAGGGAGUAAAGAAAUGGUUUGCCUUGAUUACAGGAUAA
Messenger RNA from Penicillium arizonense, 948 nucleotides. RefSeq lists its product as uncharacterized. The record is from RefSeq and is a predicted model, not a curated record. The transcript is spliced from 2 exons. Lineage: Eukaryota; Fungi; Ascomycota; Eurotiomycetes; Eurotiales; Aspergillaceae. The coding region runs from base 1 to 948 and encodes 315 amino acids. Gene Ontology annotation, biological process: secondary metabolite biosynthetic process.